UGAACUAAUGUGCCUAUUUUGGGUUAUACUUUGCUAAUGGAUGCGAAGGGUCCAUGGCACGCAUUAACCAUCUCACAUCCUCAAGCCGGAUCGUCACGCGUCAGGCAUGGUUGGCGGAUAUUCUCAAGACUAAGAAAUUAGCAUUGCGUUAGCAGCUAUCCAAUAAACAACACAUAUCGUAAUUUACUGUCACGAACUUACGUCUGAAAUAUCAGACUCCAAAUGACUUGAAACUCUUCUUGGAGGACAGUGCAAGCUUUUGGAGGGAAGCGAAGGUCAAACUCCAUUUCCUCAGUUAUACCGUUCUUUGGAAAGCGCCUUCUGGUGAUCGACGACGAGCAGCUUUUUGCGUGUUUUGAAUCUUAUGAAGCUCAUGAUCUACUACAAUCAGCAACGCCAUGCAAGUGGAAAGGGAAGGCGGAGCAUAAUAUUGGUUCUUGCAAACUCACUUCUUGGAGUCCACUAUUUCCUCCAGCGUCAACGGCGCAUCCUUGCAGCAGCCCUUGGAUUGUUGUCGGCUCUUCAGUUCGGUCGACGGAUCCCUUUGGAUAACAAGCUCUUCUCUGCCGGGAGGCCUUGCAAAGCAGCAUCUGGGGAUGGGUCCGCCAUAUUUGGUGAUGUUGCUUCACAGAUUGCGAACAGGGCAAAGAGAGAUGCAGAGGAUGAGAUUGAAAGAGUUUUCUAAAUAUCUGAUGAGAGAAGAUGCUGUUGGCGCUCACUUAUAUGUAGCCGGCAAUAUUUUGAUGCGAAUGGCAGUU
This is a messenger RNA of Trichoderma atroviride IMI 206040, 758 nucleotides long. The record is from RefSeq and is a predicted model, not a curated record. Lineage: Eukaryota; Fungi; Ascomycota; Sordariomycetes; Hypocreales; Hypocreaceae.